This is a messenger RNA of Neoarius graeffei (lesser salmon catfish), 2672 nucleotides long. RefSeq names its product adducin 2 (beta) (gene add2). Gene Ontology annotation, molecular function: actin filament binding. Gene Ontology annotation, cellular component: postsynaptic density; plasma membrane; cytoskeleton. The record is from RefSeq and is a predicted model, not a curated record. The transcript is spliced from 14 exons. Gene Ontology annotation, biological process: barbed-end actin filament capping. Lineage: Eukaryota; Metazoa; Chordata; Actinopteri; Siluriformes; Ariidae. The coding region runs from base 1 to 2022 and encodes 673 amino acids.
AUGAGCACGUCCCCCACCCCUAAAGGGACGCCGGUGCAGCACAGCCCGGUGGACAGCGAGUGUGUGGUGAUGGAUGCGGUUCAGUCCCCGCUGCAGCAGGACACUCCGACCAGUGGCUCAAAGCACCGCAUCUCCAGCCUUCUGAAGAGCCCCUCGUUCCGUGAGGAGUUGGACAUGCUGAUUCAGGAGCAGAUGAAUAAGGGUGGGAGCUCGUCCAGUGUGUGGGCUCUCAGGCAGAUCGCUGACUUCAUGGCGUCUCACGGCUCUCCUGCCGCACUGCCCUCCUCUAUGACCAUGGUGACCCCCAUUAAUGACCUACAUGGAUGGGAUGGGGUUGCCAUGGUGAAGGGGGAGCGCCUGAUGCGCUGUAAGUUGGCGAGUGUUCACCGCCUGUUUGAUCUGUACGGCUGGACUCAGCUCACUACAGCCCGGCUCACGAUGCGUAUCAGUAAAGAGCAGGAGCACUUCCUGGUUCUGCCUGAUGGUCUGACCUACAGCGAGGUCACUGCCUCGAACCUGGUGAAGGUGAAUAUCCUGGGCAAUGUGAUCGAGCAGGGCAGCACUACAUUAGGAGUGGACGUUUCCGCCUUCAACCUGCACUCGGCCAUUUACUCCGCCCGCCCCGACGUCCGCUGCCUAUUACACCUCCACACCCCCGCUACAGCUGCUGUGUCAGCCAUGAAGUGUGGCCUCCUGCCGCUGUCCCAUGAGGCUUUGCUGGUGGGCGAGGUGGCGUAUUAUGAUUACAACGGCGUGAUGGAGGAGGAGGAGGACAGAGUGGGCCUGCAGAAGAGCCUCGGUCCCACAUGCAAGGUUCUUGUCCUGAGGAAUCACGGCUUCAUGGCUCUGGGAGAAUCGGUGGAGGAGGCCUUCUACACCAUCUACCACAUCCAGACCGCCUGUCAGAUACAGGUUUCGGCAUUGUGCUGUGCUGGAGGAGAGGAGAACCUCAUCAUGCUAGACCGCAAUGUGCACAGAGCAAGUGCCGCUGGGACCGUGGGCUGGGCCGGAUCCACAUUCGGACCCAUGCACAAGAGCCGACUCGGAGAGCAUGAGUUCGAGGCGCUCAUGAGGACCCUCGACAACCUGGGUUACCGUACCGGUUACGCCUACCGCUUCCCCGUCCUCCUGGAGCGCUCCAGGACGCGCAGGGAGGUGGAGGUUCCUGCCACUGUCACCUCCUUCAGCUUCGACGAUGAGGGAAAACGAGUGCAAGUGCGCCUCCAACCUCACGCCCACAAACAGCAGCUGGAGAAAACAAGAUGGCUGAACACUCCUAACACUUACCAGAAGGUCAACCAGGACCAGGCCAGCCCCGGGCACCGCACCACGUGGCUGCGGACAGAUGAAGUAACCCAAAGCGGCGGCAUGGCCAUCAAGAUCGAAAACCCCAACCAGUUCGUUCCUCUCUUCACCAACCCACAGGAGGUUCUGGAGACCAGAAAUAAGAUCCGAGAGCAGAACCGUCAGGACAUGAAGACGGCAGGACCGCAGUCUCAGUUAUUAGCCAGUGUGAUCACAGAGAACAGUCCACCGUCUCCAGAGCAGGUGGAGCCCCCUUCGACCCCUGAGCCGGAACCACCGAACCCCUUCAACGAGCUGACGGAUCAGGCGUUGGAAGAAUAUCGCAAAGAAGUCCAGCGCAAGCAGCUCGCCGGAGAUGGUGGGGAGGAGGUGAUGAACGAUACGGGGACUCCUCCCCCUGCUUCCUCUCCCACAAAAGUCCCCUCCCCCACCAAACCACCUGCCCCAGAGAUGGACGGGAAAACCACAGACGCGGUCCCGAACGGGAAGGAGGACAACGAGAAGCAGCAGGAGGAGCUGGAGAAAGGAUUGAAGGCUCUCUCUACCAGUGACACGUCAGAAAGCUCAGUGGUUCCGCCCACCAUCCCGCCCACCAAGCCUGCAGGCACCACCCCUGAGGGCUCUCCCACCAAGUCUCCAUAUAAGAAGAAGAAGAAGUUCAAAGCGCCUUCGUUCCUGAAGAAGAGCAAGAAGCAGAAGGAGAAGGCUGAGAUUUGAGCUCACACACACACACACACACACACACACGUGUCUGCUGUUCCAGUAACACAAACACUCGCUUAACACUCAGUGUGUAUCCAUCUGUUUGUCCAUGAAACAUUUUCAGAUUAUUGUUUUAUAACAAACUAAUACUUCUGACUAAUGAUCUGACUAACCCCCUGAUAAAGAACGCUCCAGAAACGAGCUCUUCACACGCUUUUUAAACCAAUGUCUCACUUCGCACGAGCCUAUUAGACCAGAACGUGGCAUGAAUUCAGCACGUUGUUGAUUCUGAUUAUUAGCUGAAGGUCAUAUUGCACAUUUACUCCUUGUAUAACUCUAUGACGUGGAAUCGUAUCGUUUUUACCGACUCCAAUCUGGCUUCCUGUUCAUGGUUUUUUUUUUCCAUGUUUCACGUUUAUGAAUUAAAAAACAAAAACAAACAAAAAAAUUAACAUGACUUUGGCUUGUCGAUGCAACGAAAAGCCCAACUUUAAAACAGCACUCAGACAUUCCAUUUCCGCCUGAGUUUGAUUUUAUACAGUCACUGGUUUUCUUUUACGGUUGUAAUUAUUUUUACGAGCAGUAACUCUUAUUUAAUUGCCUUUGUGUGUGUGUAUAUGUGCUGGUUUGAAUCCAUGUCAUGUUAGAAUGUAAAGUGAUCGCCU